Molecule: messenger RNA, 1395 nt
Organism: Haplochromis burtoni (Burton's mouthbrooder)
Lineage: Eukaryota; Metazoa; Chordata; Actinopteri; Cichliformes; Cichlidae
Product: olfactory receptor 142-like
Exons: 2
Coding region: 1-1395 (464 amino acids)
Biological process (GO): G protein-coupled receptor signaling pathway
Cellular component (GO): membrane
Molecular function (GO): olfactory receptor activity; G protein-coupled receptor activity
Source: RefSeq, a predicted model, not a curated record
AUGAUAAACACCACACAGCUCUCCUUUUUCACCCUUGCUGGCUAUUUUGACACAGGACGUGUCACUUACUUGUGCUUCAUUGUUAUUCUUGCUUUGUAUAUUUUCAUUGUAGGUUCCAAUGUCCUGCUGAUUGUGGUUAUCUGUGUGAACAGAAGCUUACAUGAACCUAUGUACAUGUUUCUGUGCAGCCUGUUUGUGAAUGAGCUGUAUGGUAGUACAGGGCUGUUUCCACUCCUCCUGGUUCAGAUCCUCUCUGAUGUUCACACUGUUUCUGCUUCAUUUUGUUUCUUGCAGAUCUUCUGUGUCUAUGCAUAUGGAAGUAUUGAGUUUAGUAACUUGGCUGUUAUUUCUUAUGACAGAUAUCUUGCCAUCUGCUGUCCUCUGCGAUAUCACACAUGUAUGAGUUCUAGUAAGGUAUCCGUGCUCAUUGCACUAACAUGGUUGUUGACUUUUUUUGCAAUAAGUGUUUUAAUUUCUCUGAGUGCUCCUCUGCAGCUGUGUGGGAACAUCAUUAACAAAGUGUACUGUGACAACUACUCCAUUGUUAAACUGGCCUGUUCUAACACCACAGCCAAUAACAUCUAUGGAAUACUCUACACGUUCACUUUAGUUCUUCUGGUAACUUUAAUUUUUUACACCUACAUGAGGAUCCUUAAAGUCUGUUUUUCUGGAUCCAAACAGAUGCGACACAAAGCCAUCAGCACCUGCACGCCUCACCUCGCCUCACUGCUCAACUUCUCAUGUGGUGCUUUUUUUGAAAUUAUACAAAACAGAUUUGAUAUGAGACAGCUCCCAAAUAUGUUGCGUAUUUUUUUAUCAAUAUAUUGGCUGACGUGCCAACCACUCUUCAAUCCUGUAAUCUAUGGGCUAAAUCUGACCAAAAUCCGAGUCUCAUGUAAAAAUCAGUUAAGAAAGGUUGUGUACAUCAGCAGGAAACCUUUGGAGUGGGAGUCCACGUACAGCAUCGUGGAGACAGAGUGCUUGGCAAUCUGGUGGGUGGUCAACUUCCUCCAUUAUUACCUCCGGGUCCACCCUUUCACCUUCAGUUUGGAUAAUGCCCCCCUGCACUGGCUCCACUGCAUGAAAGAUCCCAAUGCACGGAUCUCACGGUGGGUUCUUGCUCUUCAGCCUUUUAAGUUCAAAGUGGUCCAUAGGCUGGGGGCACAAAUGGUCGUGGCUGAUUUCCUCUCCCACCCAAGUGGCAAAGUGUGGUUUGUGGCUCAGCUGCAGGGCAGUGGUGCACCAGCAGGUUCAGGGUGUCAGGGGAGGCUGGUUGUCACGGCCGGUGAGCAUUACCUAAUCCACCUUCUCUACUUCAGGAGCCACCGGGGCCGAAGGAGGAGGGCAGUAAGUCCGAGCUGCCAAGAAACACCUGAAUCUGUGCAGAGUGUGUGA